Anopheles marshallii is the source of this 1233-nucleotide messenger RNA. RefSeq names its product lanC-like protein 3 homolog. The coding region runs from base 1 to 1233 and encodes 410 amino acids. The transcript is spliced from 2 exons. Gene Ontology annotation, biological process: carbohydrate metabolic process; peptide modification. NCBI's taxonomy places the organism in Eukaryota, Metazoa, Arthropoda, Insecta, Diptera, Culicidae. Gene Ontology annotation, cellular component: plasma membrane. The record is from RefSeq and is a predicted model, not a curated record.
AUGGGCACUAGAUACUUUGCAAAUCCGUUUCCGGAUUAUGGUGGCGGGCCAAUACAGCGAUGCGAUGACCACAUCAAGGGAUUAAUACAGUCCUACGUUAAUUUGAUAGUUGAAAAUACCAAACCGGACCGUAACACAGACCAACGCGGUGACCUAUACGUGGGCGAUGCGGGCAUCGCUUAUAUGUUCUUGAAGCUGCACGACGCGGGCAUAUUCGGACAGGAAGCGUUGCAGUACGCCAAGCAGUACAUAGUAAAUGCCAAAGCACUGGCUGCACGGUACGCCGGACGACCGGAGGAACGUUGCUCGUUUCUGUGUGGAAACGCGGGCGUGUACGCGGUUUCAGCGGUCAUUGCCCAUCGGCACAAUGCCAAGCAAGAGAUGGAUGAAGAUUUGCGUUGCUUUGCGACCGGCCUUGAGGUUUGUAAACGGCUCGACUUUAACAAGAAUGGCAGCGAUGAGAUACUGUUCGGGAGAGCCGGCUAUCUGUCAGGAGUCUACUGGCUGCACCAAACCAUCGAACGUAAGCUCUUUUCCCAGGAAAUUCUCACCGUCAUCUGUGCCACCGUCCUCGAAAGUGGCAAACGCCACCGGAACGGUCUUCUACCUCUCUAUUAUCAGUGUUACGGGGACGAUUACCUCGGAGCCGCCCACGGUACCUCGGCCAUCAUGCACAUGCUACUGGAGUCACCGUUGCAGUUGAACCUGUGCAGUGUGGAAAUGUCGCUAGUAAAGAACACGGUCGACGGGUUGCUUCGGCUGCAAGACAUUGAAGGUAACUUUCCGACCACGCUGCAGGAUUGUGUGAGGCGCACACGCAGCGAAUCGCUCGUGCACUGGUGCCACGGUGCGGCUGGAGUAGUUUAUCUGAUGGCCAAAGCAUAUCUGGUGUUUCAAGAGCAGCGCUAUUUACAAUCCUGCAUCCGGAGCGCGGAUCUAGUAUGGCGAAAGGGAUUGCUGCGAAAGGGGCCCGGCAUCUGCCAUGGAGUGGCAGGCAGUGGUUACGUCUUCCUGCUGCUCUAUCGGCUCACAUCGGACCCGAAGUAUCUCCAUCGGGCGUUGAAGUUUAUGGAGUUUCUAACGCACGAGGAAUUCAUCCGCAACGCACGAAAUCCGGAUUGCCCGUUCAGCUUGUACGAGGGUUACGCCGGGACGGUCUGCUUUCUGAUCGAUCUGCUGCGCCCGGAAAAGGCCGCCUUUCCGUUUAUGGAUGUGUUUGAAAAGAAAUUCUAA